AUGGCGGCCGAGGAACCUGACCGGCAGCAGUUUGACUGUGGUGACGGUGUAAAUUGCCUCACGUAUGAUGAAGCUAUUAUUGCCCAGCAGGAUCGUAUACAGCAAGAGAUUGCUGGACAGACUCCCCUGCUCUCAGAUCGGUUGGACCUUUCUGUACUGUAUCAGGAAUAUGCUCCCGAUGAUCAGGUGUACCAAGACAAAAUUAAGGAUUUACAUAGAAGAUAUUCUCACAUACGCCGAACGCGACCAGAUGGAAAUUGCUUUUAUCGAGCAUUUGGCUAUUCGUACUUAGAAGCUUUAUUGGAUGGAGGUCCUGACCUAACACGGUUUAAGGAAGUGUCACUGCACAGUAAGGAAGAACUCAUCAAACAAGGAUUUACAGAGUUUACUAUAGAAGAUUUCCACAAUACGUUCAUGGAUUUAAUUGCUGUUGUGGAGAAGCGUCCUGCAGUGUCAGAGCUACUAGCUGCAUUUAAUGAGCAGACUGUUUCAGACUAUGUGGUUGUCUACCUGCGUCUUCUGACAUCUGGUCACCUGCAGAGAGAGAGUGUCUUCUACCAGCACUUUAUUGAAGGGGGAAGAAGCGUCAAGGAAUUCUGCCAGCAGGAAGUGGAGCCCAUGUGUAAGGAAAGUGAUCACAUCCACAUCAUUGCGCUCUCCCAGGCCUUGAAUGUUUCUAUCCAGGUUGAAUAUAUGGACAGGGGUGAGGGGGGGGAAGCACGGUCACCCAUGUGUUUCCGGAGGGAUCAAAUCCACAGGUUUUCCUGCUCUACCGACCUGGACACUACGACAUUCUCUAUAAGUGACCAAUUUCGAAUUGUUUCAGCUUUUCCCCCUACAUGA
Staurois parvus is the source of this 843-nucleotide messenger RNA. Lineage: Eukaryota; Metazoa; Chordata; Amphibia; Anura; Ranidae. The record is from the annotation of a GenBank genome assembly.